Molecule: messenger RNA, 1569 nt
Organism: Microplitis mediator
Lineage: Eukaryota; Metazoa; Arthropoda; Insecta; Hymenoptera; Braconidae
Product: glutamic acid-rich protein-like
Exons: 1
Coding region: 1-1569 (522 amino acids)
Source: RefSeq, a predicted model, not a curated record
AUGAGGACUCAGGAUACGGUGUUCACCGGGAAUCCUUUCUGGUUGUUGCUACGACGGAGGUUUCAUGAAGAGAGCUUGCGCAAAAUAUACUGGAUUUCAUGCGCGAAGACACCAUUGAACCACGUAAACUGUUUUCCCGCAAUAAAUGUUUUGGCGAGCAUCCCAAGAUGCCUAGGCCCGGACAAUCAACGAGGAAACUUCAUUCGCCUCAACACUUCUCGGCCGAGAAUAGAAGAGCAGAGAUCGCCAGUUGCAAGCAGUACCAACACCCUUCAAGUUCCAGGCACCUCACGCCAAAUGGGAGCAUCGGAUGAGAUGGCUGGUCAAAAUGAAGAAUUGAGGCAGAAAGAGUCAGAAUUAGCCAGAAUAAGGCAAGACUUGGACAAUCUUAAGCAAAAACUGGCUCGUAAAGAAGAAGAAGAAGCUCAACGCAGAGAACGAGAAGAAGCUACUCAUAGGGAGUUAGAAAAAGCUCGAUGCAAAGAGCGAGAAAUGAAUAAAAAGAUCGAAGAAUUAACACGUCAAACUAAAGAGUUAAUUCGUCGAAUUGAAGAGUUAACUCAUCAACGUGAAGAACAAGCUCGUGAAACACCUCCGAGAGCACAACCAGUAAUGAUAGAUUUGACGACUCCACCUGUCAUUGUAAAGAAGGAAGUAGAAAGUCCGGCCCCAGAGGAUGAAAAUGAUGAAGAAAUUGAUGAAGAAAGUCACGAAGGAAGUAUCAAUAUUGAAGAUACGUUAGUUGGGAUGAGUGAAGACGAAGCAGAUGACAAUGAUGAGGAUGAUGAACAGGGCAAUAAUGAUGAAGGAGACAAUGCCGAUGAGGAUAAAAGUCGAGUAAGUGACGUGAAAGAUGAUAGCAGUGAAGAAGAAGAGGAUGACGAUAAAGACGCUGAAGGAGAAGGCGAAGAGGAUGACGAUGAAGACGCUGAAGAAGAAGGCGAAGAGGAUGACGAUGGAGACGCUGAAGAAGAAGGUAAAGAGGAUGACGAUGGAGACGCUGAAGAAGAAAGCGAAGAGGAUGACGAUGGAGACGCUGAAGAAGAAGGCGACGAAGAAAGUGAAGACGAUGAGGAUGACAACGGAGAAAGUGAUGAUGCUGAUCCUGACCCGAGCACUCCAUCACCAGGUCCAUCCCGAGUGUUCAAAUCGAAAAGGCGAGCAGGAAAAAGACCCUCAAGAUGUUCAGGCUUACAUACUCCACGUCGGCCGAGAAAAAAAUAUGCCAAAAUUACCUCAGGAAAAAGAAGAAUUGAGUUCUUCAAAGAAUUACAUUUAGACAAGGUAGAGUCUGGGCAAAUUUGGUUUGGAAAAAAAGCAUACAAAGUUGAUAACCCAGACCGAUUAAAAAAUACCGAUUGGGAGAACGAGAUAGAACCGUUGCCAAAUCGACGUGAAGGUCGGUGUAAAACAUGUAACAAAGAAAUGUCUCCUCGAAAAAUAGUUGAUCACGUAUGGGCAAAACACCUGAAAGAAACAUUGUCUUGCCCCAUUUGCAACACGGGGAACUUUAAAUAUGUUUGGGCAAUAAAAAAACAUCAGAAGCGCGAUAAUUGUCGGCCAAAAUAA